AUGACACGAGAUGGCAACAGCAGCCGCCGAGGACGUGGAGCAAGGGGCAGAGGCGCAAGUGCAGCCUCGUGUGCUCCUCCAUCCUCGUCAGGAGGAACGCGUGGUGGUCGAGGUGGUGCACACACUCCCCGUGGUGGUGCUGCUGGAUCGCAAGCGGUCAGUGGUGCCUCAUCCGCUGCCACUACCGACGACGAAGGGAGGGCGUAUACCUCCCACGAGGCGAACUAUCAAGCUCGACCCAAAGGCAGCAACCGGCCUUUGCGGGGUGCGAAACGAGGCGGUCGAGGUCGAGGUGAGGGCCAUGCCGGCUCCAGUACGCCAGCGAGCACGUCGAGGCGCUCUCGCUUCAACGCCACGCUCAGCUCUGGCAACGACAUGAAUGCAUCCGCCGUACCGUUCCCCGCACCAAGCUCGUCAUCCACUGCGGCUGGACAAGCUCUCUCUAUCGUCGCGGCACCUGUUUCGCAGACCCUGCUCGAGCGAUUGACGACCGAGCUCUCGGACGGAUCCCACGACUGCACAAUCUGCUUCUCGACUGUAUCUCGCACGACCGCGAUCCAUUCGUGCACCACAUGCUAUACCCCCUUCCAUCUGUCGUGCAUCAAAGAGUGGGCGACUCGCUCAGUCACCGAUACGGCCGAACGGGCCGCCCUCAUGGCCACUCGCGAUUCCGGUCCUCGUCCCUCGGCCGCCGAUCUCUCCGGCCACUGGCGAUGUCCGUCGUGCCAGACCCGAUUCGGAGCUGCCGACGUGCCCAAACGCUAUCGAUGCUUUUGUCGACGCCUCGUUGAUCCUUCGCAUCGACCACCUGCGACACCUCAUUCAUGCGGUCAACCUUGUGCUCGACCCCGACCCGAUGGAUGCGUCCACGCAAGCUGUGGGCUGCUCUGCCACCCCGGUCCAUGCCCACCAUGCCCAGUCGUCCUCGACCUCCCUUGUCACUGCUCAAAGGAGAACAUGCGUGUACGUUGCUCGGCCAUUCACCCCGCUGCCGGUCUCGAUUCGGGCACGGUUGCAUCGACAACGGCAUCUCUUGCUCGCGAAGAGCUCCUGUGCUGCAAAAAUACGUGCGACAAGCUCCUCGGCUGUGGCUUGCAUCGCUGCAAUCGCAUAUGUCAUCAAGGUGAAUGCGGGUCUUGCGAGGUCGAACGAGAAAAGAUAUGCUUCUGCGGAAAGUCGACCGUUGUCGAGGCGUGCGGCGCUGGCGGUCGAGACGAUCGCGUGGAAGGGUGUCGAGUACCCGGUCAAGUCGGUUCGCAAUGGACCGGCGAGUUUUCAUGCGAUAAACCGUGCGCUGCACCUUACGACUGCGACAAGCACCUGUGUGAAUCGAAAUGCCACCCCCACACCUCUGAACUACCAGCGACAUGCCCCUUCUCGCCCUCGCUCGUCACGACGUGUCCUUGCUCGCAGACUCCCCUCGACGUUCUGCUGCCUACGCCUCGCACAUCAUGUACCGACCCAAUCCCGACCUGCGCCGAACCAUGUUCUCGCAUCCUCGACUGCGGACAUGGUUGUGCGCGCCCGUGCCACCCUGGACCGUGUGGGUCUUGCACGACCCCCGUCUCGAUCCCUUGUCGUUGCGGCUCGACAAAGACCGUCCGACUCUGUGGCAAUCGAUACCAAUCGGACGGCAAGACGCCACUCUCCGAAGUGCUGUGCCAGCGUAUCUGCCGUUCGCUGCGCAACUGCGGUCGUCAUCAAUGCAACCGACAAUGCUGCCCCUUGAGCUACCAAGAAGCUCUCCAUGUCGGCAAGGGCAAGAACAAGCGUCGCAAUGCACUCGAUGAUUUCGAACAACAUGAUCCGCUGGGGAUCCAUGAGUGUGAUCGCGUUUGCGGCAAGAAGCUGAGUUGUGGAACUCAUUUUUGUGAAAGGAAGGAUCAUAAAGGGUGAGUCGAUACUGGGGCUUAACGUUUCGUGCAGCUGUGGCUGACGACAUGCUUCUAUCCACACACAGAUCUUGUCCGCCAUGCCUCGACGCCAACUUCGAGGAGAUCGCCUGUCACUGCGGGGCCACGGUCGUCUUACCCCCGAUACCCUGCGGUUACGAGAUUCGCUGCAAGCACCCAUGUGUACGACCUUCGACGUGCAUGCACCCCCAGGUGCCACACCAAUGCCACGAGAACCCCGAGUGCCCACCCUGUCCCUUCUUGACGGUUAAGAUGUGCGCAUGCGGUAAGAAAGCCGUCGCGAACGUCAGGUGCUCGCAGGACUCGAGAAAGGUCUCGUGUGGUCAACGCUGCGGAAAGUGAGCCUGGAUUCGUAAGGUUUUGGCAAAGAGAUUGCGAGUAGAUGCUGACUAUUCGCUCGGGCGUGUUUUAGGCUCUUAGGCUGCGGCUUCCAUCGAUGCCAAAAGCCUUGCCACCUGCCGGGGGAAUGCGAGAGUUGUGUGCAAAUCUGCCUCAAGCCUCGCAAGCUCUGUGGGCACCCCUGCCCCGAACAAUGCCACGUCCCCUCAUCCUGCCCCGAAACCAAGCCUUGCAUUAAGAUGAUCGAAGUGUCGUGCGACUGCGGCCAUCUCAAACAAACGACCAAUUGCGGUGCCUGCACGGAUCGACCCGAUGGGAACAACAGCAAAAUCCUGACAUGCUCCGACGCUUGCGCCAUCGCCAAACGCAAUGCUGCGUUGGCGGAGGCGCUGCAAGUUGAACGGCGCGAACCCAAGGUCAAGGAAGUCGAGUACGAUCCGCAGACUCUGAGCUUCUACUCAACGAACGUCGCGUGGUGCACUUCGAUCGAGAAGGAUUUAGUCGAAUUCGUUACCACCGAUAAGCCGACCUUACAUCUUCCCGUGAUGAAGCGGCCGCAACGGCAAUUUGCCCACGAGCUUGCUGAGCUCUUUGAUCUUCGAUCCGAAUCGCUCGACGAAGAGCCGAGGCGCAGUGUCGUCGUGCAUCGGCAAUCCAACACCGGUAUUCCGGUCCCCAAUCUCGCCGACGCCUUGGCCGCGCAACGCAAGUCAGCGACCACGCUUUCCUUCGCUUCAUUGCGCAAGGCAUUGCCUGAAACUCGUCGCCAUGUCAACGCGCUCCUGCUUGAGGGGGUGCUCGGUUUCGACGAGGCCAUGUUGCGCGAUAUCGCCACCCCUUGUCUCAAGGGAUUACAACCUUUCGCAUUGACCUGGACCACCGACGAGGACGUCCUGAUAACGAUCGAAUCCAAGAUGCUGUCGGCGGCCGAUCUCGAACAGCGCGUUACGGCCGCUGAGACCCAUCUACGAGCACUGGCGGAGGAAACGGGUUUCUGCGCCACAGUAGAAGCCGUUGCCGCCACUGAUGAUGGGCGCAUCACGCGAGGUGGAUGGACGCCCGUUCAAUCUCGUUCGAACCCGUCGGGAUCUCGGGCUGAAGGUGGAGGAGCUCGAUCGAAUCCAUGGGCGACGCACGCAUCUUCGUUCUCGAACAAUACCUUUGCCGCUUUGGCUUCGUCUUCGAAUCCUUCAGCGGGUGCUGCACCUCCUUCUACUCAAUCGGCGUGGGGUAGAUCGCGUGACGAUGCGGGUUUGAUCGGCGUAGGAUACCAUCGUCCUCCUAGAGCAGUCAUCGCCCCUGGUCUUGAAGUCGCUCGACCGGAUCCUGCUCCUUUACCUAGCAAGGUCUCGAGUCAUUUGGAUGCGAGUCGUUUGACGGCUACCGCAGAUUCGUUUGUGCCUGCUGGUACCGCCCAGUCGGGGGAUAAGGCGGAGGUCAAUGAUGAGGAUGUGCCGGACGAUUGGGAUCAGGAGGAUUUGAGUGAGGUUCAGGAGGCUCAGGAAGCUUGA
Molecule: messenger RNA, 3763 nt
Organism: Microbotryum saponariae
Lineage: Eukaryota; Fungi; Basidiomycota; Microbotryomycetes; Microbotryales; Microbotryaceae
Source: the annotation of a GenBank genome assembly